Messenger RNA from Entamoeba histolytica HM-1:IMSS, 414 nucleotides. RefSeq lists its product as uncharacterized. The transcript has a single exon. NCBI's taxonomy places the organism in Eukaryota, Evosea, Mastigamoebida, Endamoebidae. The record is from RefSeq and is a predicted model, not a curated record. Bases 1 to 414 code for a protein of 137 amino acids.
AUGCGUCUACUGAAACACAAUAUUCGUAAACAAAAACAAAAUACUACUACUUCUAUUAAUACUACUACUACUACUAAUAAUAAUAAUAAUAAUAAUUGUAAUAAUAAUAGUCAUGACACUUCUUCUAUUCAAUCUAUUAAACAAUCUAAGCCUAGAAAGGUUUCUGAUGAAAUUAAUAAGAAAUAUUCAUCUCUCUUGAAGAAAUUAUGGGAAAAUGAAAAAUUACUUGAUAAGUAUAAUCUAAGUGAAGAAGUAAAGACACUUCUUAAUACUCGAAUGCAUUUAUGGUUAGAGUAUUAUACAAUUAAUCAAGCUAUGAGUUCUAAUCAUGACUCUGACUCAAACUCUAAUUCUAAUACAAAUAUCUUUGAAUAUAUUGAUAGCUUUUCAGAAAUAACUAGUUUUUAUAAUUGA